GAGCGCUCCAAGAUGGCGCCCACCGCAGUCCCGCCCGCCGCAGCCUCGGUGCCUCUGCAGUCCGGCCGCGCCUCCCGGGCCCCGCGCUAGGGCCGUCGCUGCCUCCCUCGCUACAGCUGCCAGCUGACCUGUCCUGGAUACAGCAUAACUAACGAAGCUGCUGCAGGAUGAGAAGAUGGCAGCACGGCUGCUCGCACCACCAGGCCCUGAUAGUUUCAAGCCUUUCACCCCUGAGUCGCUGGCAAACAUCGAGAGGCGCAUUGCUGAGAGCAAGCUCAAGAAACCCCCGAAGGCCGAUGGCAGCCAUCGGGAAGAUGAUGAGGACAGCAAGCCCAAGCCAAACAGUGACCUGGAAGCAGGGAAGAGUUUGCCUUUCAUCUACGGGGACAUCCCACAAGGCCUGGUUGCGGUUCCCCUGGAGGACUUUGACCCAUACUAUUUGACGCAGAAAACCUUUGUAGUAUUAAACAGAGGGAAAACUCUCUUCAGAUUUAGUGCCACGCCUGCCUUGUACAUUUUAAGUCCUUUUAACCUGAUAAGAAGAAUAGCUAUUAAAAUUUUGAUACAUUCAGUAUUUAGCAUGAUCAUUAUGUGCACUAUUUUGACCAACUGUGUAUUUAUGACUUUUAGUAACCCUCCUGAAUGGUCGAAGAAUGUGGAGUACACGUUCACAGGGAUUUAUACAUUUGAAUCACUAGUGAAAAUUAUUGCAAGAGGUUUCUGCAUAGACGGCUUCACCUUUUUACGGGAUCCAUGGAACUGGUUAGAUUUCAGUGUCAUCAUGAUGGCGUAUAUAACAGAGUUUGUAAACCUAGGCAAUGUUUCAGCUCUGCGCACUUUCAGGGUUCUGAGGGCUUUGAAAACUAUUUCGGUAAUCCCAGGCCUGAAGACAAUUGUGGGUGCCCUGAUUCAGUCUGUGAAGAAGCUGUCGGAUGUGAUGAUCUUGACAGUAUUCUGCCUCAGUGUUUUUGCCUUGAUCGGACUGCAGCUGUUCAUGGGGAACCUGCGGAACAAGUGUGUUGUGUGGCCCAUAAACUUCAACGAGAGCUAUCUUGAAAAUGGCACCAAAGGCUUUGAUUGGGAGGAAUAUAUCAACAAUAAAACCAAUUUUUACAUAGUUCCUGGCAUGCUAGAACCUUUGCUCUGUGGGAACAGUUCUGAUGCUGGGCAAUGCCCAGAGGGAUACCAGUGUAUGAAAGCAGGAAGGAACCCCAACUAUGGUUACACAAGCUUUGAUACAUUCAGCUGGGCCUUCUUGGCACUCUUUCGCCUUAUGACCCAGGACUAUUGGGAAAACUUGUAUCAGUUGACCUUACGAGCAGCUGGCAAAACAUACAUGAUCUUCUUUGUUUUGGUCAUCUUUGUGGGUUCUUUCUAUCUGGUGAACCUGAUCUUGGCUGUGGUGGCCAUGGCCUAUGAAGAACAGAAUCAGGCCACACUGGAAGAGGCAGAACAAAAAGAGGCUGAGUUCAAAGCUAUGUUGGAACAGCUUAAGAAGCAACAGGAAGAAGCACAGGCUGCUGCAAUGGCCACUUCAGCAGGAACAGUCUCCGAAGAUGCCAUAGAGGAAGAAGGUGAAGAUGGGGUGGGCUCUCCUCGGAGCUCUUCUGAAAUUUCCAAACUCAGUUCAAAGAGUGCCAAGGAAAGGCGUAAUAGGAGAAAGAAGAGAAAGCAAAAAGAACUUUCAGAAGGAGAAGAGAAAGGGGAUCCCGAGAAAGUGUUUAAAUCAGAAUCAGAAGAUGGUAUGAAGAGAAAAGGCAUUCGGCUGCCAGACAACAGAAUAGGGAGGAAAUUUUCCAUCAUGAAUCAGUCACUGCUCAGCAUUCCCGGCUCUCCAUUCCUCUCCCGCCACAACAGCAAAAGCAGCAUCUUCAGUUUCCGGGGGCCCGGGCGGUUCCGAGACCCGGGUUCGGAGAACGAGUUUGCAGAUGACGAGCACAGCACAGUGGAGGAGAGCGAGGGGCGCCGGGACUCGCUCUUCAUCCCCAUCCGGGCGCGCGAGCGCCGCAGCAGCUACAGCGGCUACAGCGGCUACAGCCAGGGCAGCCGCUCCUCGCGCAUCUUCCCCAGCCUGCGGCGCAGCGUGAAGCGCAACAGCACGGUGGACUGCAACGGCGUGGUGUCCCUCAUCGGCGGCCCCGGCUCCCACAUCGGCGGGCGUCUCCUGCCAGAGGCUACAACUGAGGUGGAAAUUAAAAAGAAAGGUCCUGGAUCCCUCUUAGUAUCCAUGGAGCAGCUGGCUUCCUAUGGGCGAAAGGACAGAAUCAACAGCAUCAUGAGUGUUGUGACGAAUACACUGGUAGAAGAAUUGGAAGAGUCUCAGAGGAAGUGCCCACCCUGUUGGUAUAAAUUUGCUAACACUUUCCUCAUCUGGGAGUGUCAUCCGUACUGGAUAAAACUGAAAGAGAUUGUGAACUUGAUAGUCAUGGACCCUUUUGUGGACUUAGCCAUCACCAUCUGCAUUGUCCUGAACACACUGUUUAUGGCAAUGGAGCACCAUCCGAUGACACCACAAUUUGAGCAUGUCUUGACUGUCGGAAAUCUGGUUUUCACUGGAAUUUUCACAGCGGAAAUGUUCUUGAAGCUCAUAGCCAUGGAUCCCUACUAUUAUUUCCAAGAAGGUUGGAACAUUUUUGACGGAUUUAUUGUCUCCCUCAGUUUAAUGGAACUGGGUCUAUCAGACGUGGAGGGGCUUUCGGUGCUGCGGUCUUUCCGAUUGCUCCGAGUCUUCAAGUUGGCCAAGUCAUGGCCAACCCUGAACAUGCUGAUCAAGAUUAUUGGGAAUUCAGUGGGUGCUCUGGGUAACCUGACCCUGGUGUUGGCCAUUAUCGUAUUCAUCUUUGCUGUGGUCGGAAUGCAACUCUUUGGAAAGAACUAUAAAGAAUGUGUCUGCAAGAUCAACCAAGACUGUGAACUCCCUCGCUGGCACAUGCAUGACUUUUUCCAUUCCUUCCUCAUUGUCUUUCGAGUGUUGUGUGGGGAGUGGAUCGAGACCAUGUGGGACUGCAUGGAGGUGGCGGGCCAGGCCAUGUGCCUCAUUGUCUUCAUGAUGGUCAUGGUUAUUGGCAACUUGGUGGUGCUGAACCUGUUUCUGGCCUUGCUGCUGAGCUCCUUCAGCGCAGACAACCUGGCAGCAACGGAUGACGACGGGGAAAUGAACAACCUGCAGAUCUCCGUGAUCCGCAUCAAGAAGGGGGUGGCGUGGACCAAGGUGAAGGUGCACGCCUUCAUGCAGGCGCACUUCAAGCAGCGCGAGGCUGAUGAGGUGAAGCCGCUCGACGAGCUGUACGAGAAGAAGGGCAACUGCCUGGCCAACCACACGGGUGCCGACAUCCACCGCAACGGCGACUUCCAGAAGAACGGCAAUGGCACGACCAGUGGCAUCGGCAGCAGCGUGGAGAAGUACAUCAUUGACGAGGACCACAUGUCCUUCAUCAACAACCCCAACCUCACCGUCCGUGUGCCCAUUGCGGUCGGCGAGUCCGAUUUUGAGAACCUCAACACCGAGGAUGUUAGCAGCGAGUCGGAUCCUGAAGGCAGCAAAGAUAAACUGGAUGACACCAGCUCCUCUGAGGGCAGCACCAUCGAUAUCAAACCCGAGGUGGAAGAGGUCCCUGUGGAACAGCCUGAGGAAUACUUGGAUCCAGAUGCCUGCUUCACAGAAGGUUGUGUCCAACGCUUCAAGUGCUGCCAGGUCAACAUUGAGGAAGGGCUGGGCAAGUCCUGGUGGAUCCUACGGAAAACCUGCUUCCUCAUCGUGGAGCACAAUUGGUUUGAGACCUUCAUUAUCUUCAUGAUCCUGCUCAGCAGUGGUGCCCUGGCUUUUGAAGACAUCUACAUUGAGCAGAGAAAGACCAUUCGCACCAUCUUGGAAUAUGCUGACAAAGUCUUCACUUAUAUCUUCAUCCUGGAGAUGUUACUCAAGUGGACAGCCUAUGGCUUCGUCAAGUUCUUCACCAACGCCUGGUGCUGGCUGGACUUCCUCAUUGUGGCUGUCUCUUUAGUCAGCCUUAUAGCUAAUGCCCUGGGCUACUCGGAACUAGGUGCCAUAAAGUCCCUUAGGACCCUAAGAGCUUUGAGACCCUUAAGAGCCUUAUCACGAUUUGAAGGGAUGAGGGUGGUGGUGAAUGCCUUGGUGGGCGCCAUCCCCUCCAUCAUGAAUGUGCUGCUGGUGUGUCUCAUCUUCUGGCUGAUUUUCAGCAUCAUGGGAGUUAACCUGUUUGCGGGGAAGUAUCACUAUUGUUUUAAUGAGACUUCUGAAGUGCGAUUUGAAAUCGAAAUUGUCAACAAUAAAACUGAUUGUGAAAGGCUCAUGGAAGGAAAUAAUACAGAAAUCAGAUGGAAGAACGUGAAGAUCAACUUUGACAACGUUGGGGCAGGAUACCUGGCCCUUCUUCAAGUGGCGACCUUCAAAGGCUGGAUGGACAUCAUGUAUGCGGCUGUCGACUCCCGAAAGGUGGAGGAGCAGCCGAAGUACGAGGACAACAUCUACAUGUACAUCUACUUCGUCAUCUUCAUCAUCUUCGGCUCCUUCUUCACCCUGAACCUGUUCAUUGGUGUCAUCAUUGAUAACUUCAAUCAACAAAAGAAAAAGUUUGGAGGUCAGGACAUCUUCAUGACUGAAGAACAGAAGAAGUACUACAACGCCAUGAAAAAGCUGGGCUCCAAGAAACCACAGAAACCCAUUCCCCGGCCCCUGAACAAAAUCCAAGGUGUCGUCUUUGAUUUUGUCACUCAACAAGCCUUUGACAUUGUUAUCAUGAUGCUCAUCUGCCUUAAUAUGGUCACAAUGAUGGUGGAGACAGAUACUCAGAGCAAGCAGAUGGAGAACAUUCUCUACUGGAUUAACCUUGUCUUCGUCAUCUUCUUCACCUGUGAAUGUGUACUCAAAAUGUUUGCCUUGAGGCACUACUACUUCACUAUUGGCUGGAACAUCUUUGACUUCGUGGUGGUCAUCCUGUCCAUUGUGGGAAUGUUCCUGGCUGAUAUAAUUGAGAAAUACUUUGUCUCCCCAACCCUGUUUCGAGUCAUCCGAUUGGCCCGUAUUGGGCGCAUCUUGCGUCUGAUCAAAGGUGCCAAGGGGAUUCGUACCCUGCUCUUUGCCUUAAUGAUGUCCUUGCCUGCACUGUUCAACAUCGGCCUUCUGCUCUUCCUGGUCAUGUUCAUCUUCUCCAUUUUUGGGAUGUCCAACUUCGCGUAUGUGAAGCACGAGGCUGGCAUUGAUGACAUGUUCAACUUCGAGACAUUUGGCAACAGCAUGAUCUGCCUGUUUCAGAUCACCACCUCAGCUGGCUGGGACGGCCUGCUGCUGCCCAUCCUGAACCGCCCCCCUGACUGCAGCCUGGAUAAGGAGCACCCCGGGAGCGGCUUCAAGGGGGACUGCGGGAACCCCUCCGUGGGCAUCUUCUUCUUCGUGAGUUACAUCAUCAUCUCCUUCCUGAUUGUUGUGAACAUGUACAUCGCCAUCAUCCUGGAGAACUUCAGCGUCGCCACGGAGGAGAGCGCAGACCCGCUGAGUGAGGAUGACUUUGAGACCUUUUAUGAGAUCUGGGAGAAGUUUGACCCCGAUGCCACCCAAUUCAUUGAGUACUGUAAGCUGGCAGACUUCGCAGAUGCCCUGGAGCACCCUCUGCGCGUGCCCAAGCCCAACACCAUCGAGCUCAUUGCCAUGGAUCUGCCCAUGGUGAGUGGGGAUCGUAUCCACUGCUUGGACAUCCUUUUUGCCUUCACCAAGCGGGUCCUGGGAGACAGUGGGGAGUUGGACAUCCUCCGGCAGCAGAUGGAGGAGCGGUUUGUGGCAUCCAAUCCUUCCAAAGUGUCUUACGAGCCAAUCACAACCACACUUCGUCGCAAGCAGGAGGAGGUCUCUGCAGUGGUACUGCAGCGCGCCUACAGGGGACAUUUAGCCAGGAGAAGCUUCAUUUGCAAAAAGACCACUUCCAAUAAGCUGGAGAACGGAGGCACGCACCGGGAGAAAAAAGAGAGCACCCCGUCCACAGCCUCCCUCCCAUCCUAUGACAGUGUAACUAAACCCGAAAAGGAGAAACAGCAGCGGGCAGAGGAAGGAAGAAGGGAAAGAGCCAAAAGACAAAAAGAGGUCAGAGAAUCCAAGUGUUAGAGGAGUGCAAAAAUUCACUCUUGUACAGAUUUAAAACUUGCAAGUGAAAGAUUGUUUACAAACUUCCUGAAUAUUAUCAGUGCAGAACAGCUGUGGAGACACUUUAACCUGACGAUCUAUACCAAACGUAGUCUGCUUACCAUGUAACACGGUUGCAUCUUGAGCAGUGACCUGCCACGGGCAAAGGACCCUGCUCCCUGGACACACAGAUUUUUCUAAUGCUUGGGCAGGUGGUUACUGCAUGUUCCACAUCAGUCAAUGCAACUUAGGACAAACCUUACAGGAUACAAAAACAGAGGAGAGGCUGCCGGGACCAACAGAUUUCCCUUGCAGCCUAACGGAUUUUUUUUUUCCAUUUUGUUGAUUCUCAGAAGCAGAAAGCAUCACUUUAAAAGUUUGUUUGUUCAUGCAAACUAUAUUUGCAUUCUUACAUUAAGUUAAGCUAAGCAGAAAAAGAAAAUACACAACACACACACACAACACACUCUCACAUUUAGCCCAUGUCAUUUAAUUGUCAGUUUCUUUGAUAUAAGCCACAUCUUCCCCACAUGGGCUUCACAUGGUUUGGAGAUGGGUGGGGGAAAACAAUCAGGUUUAUUCAGGCUGAGGAGGACUUGCUCAGGCCAAUUCCAAACAUUGUGCUCGUUCAAUGCGUAGAAAUGAUUUGCAUGAUGGCAUGCUGUGAUCAGAAGUCAUGCAUGAGAACCAUACACCACAGGACACUAGUAAUCCUGUCCCCUGCACUGGGUCAGCCUUUGGACAGGACCCAGCCCUGCACCGUUCACUGUCUUUGGAGAAAAUGGUAAGAGUUCCAUACUCGCUGCAAUUCUUUACGAAUUCUUCAAAGUCUUUUACACAUCUUCUGGGUAGGGAAACAUCACCAACCAAUUGACCACUACUGAUUACAAAAACGCAAACAAACCCAAACCAACAAGCAGAUGGAUCCGUUGUGUGUCUAUGUUUAACAGACAUCUCUAACAUACAGCCAUUGUUGCAUAUUCUAAAAGAUGAACUAUUUAAUGUUGCUCUGUGUCCUGUACAUGGGGAGAUUUUGGUCCUGAAUGGCUUGUAUUAAUAAUGUCACUGUAAAACCAAAUCCUAGGGCUAAAAACAAAACAAAUAGUUCAUUUGUAUCUUGCAAUAUUUAUGAUGAUUGUUUAGCCUUCAUACUGGAGAACUGACAAUUUGGGGUAGAGAUAAAAGUGCUAUUCAAAGUAGCAUGUUAUCUCUAAGGGGUAAUUUGGGGAACUUAAAAUAACCUUUCGUUGGGGGUCAAGGGGUGCUCACUUCAUUACUGUCAUGUCCUUCUGCCUUGUGGCUUUCUCUGGGCUUGGGUCAAUAGGAAGAGGGGUUCGGAUAUUCUGAACUGGCCUCUCUCUUCACACGGGUUGUCGCAAGCUCAUGCACUGCAUGGUUCUUCUUGCCUCCAUCACAUUUUUCCACCGAGCAGGGCUUCCCUGAUCCACAGAGUUGGGUGAGGGCAGCUGCACUGGGGCUACGGCUGUGGCUUAUUUCAUUUCUUACUAGAAUAAACAGUCACUGGUGAAACAGACCUGAGGUAGAAAUGGAGCCGCCUCUGAACCAAGACCACUUGGUUUCUUUGUUACACUGGUUUUUAUGAGCAAGUGAUCUAACAGGAAUUCUUCAGGAUCUUCCAACUUCCCCAGGCCCACUCCCUUUCCGCCAGUAUCGCUACCUGCUUAGCAAGCUGCCCAUUGUCAUUGGAGGGUGGCUUUGAGGGGAGUGUCAUAUGUUCCAUUCCAUCUCCGACUUUAGAAGAGACCGUUUCAGUCCAGGGGUUUCUCAUCAGCUAACUCAUUUUCAAGGCCAAGAUGCUGCAGUUGAAUGUGUCAGGAAGUCUAUACAAAGUAUGAGGAGAGAUCGUAACAUGUGAACCAAAUAAAAAUUCUAAAUCCUUCUGGAACCAAAAUAGAGGGGGUGGGAGAAUAACAACCCAUAAUCAGACACACCAAUCUGCCUUGCAGUAGAAGCACUUCGGAUGUAAUUUCACAGUCCACCUGACUAGUUUUGCAUAGAACAAACCACAGCAAGUCCGGAAGCAGGGCUUUCUAUGUUGCUGGACGCCUACAAACUCUGUCCAGCUCUCUUAAGCCUGCUUUGGUGGCACCAUCCGUAGAAUUUUCGUACUCCACCCAAUACCUGAUUGAGAAGGCAUUUCUUUCGGUGACCUGCUAACUGCUAGUAUGAAUGUAUAGUCACAUGUACAGGCUACAUUGUAAACAGCACAAAACAGAAGCUGACACGUGUGGUUAUUCUUUUUAAGAGAAUUAUAAAUACUGUAAUAUAUAAUUUUAUUUUAUUGGCAUGCCUUUUUGUAAAUACAAAUUAUUAACUUAUUAAAUAGGAAAUGGCUUCUGGCUUAUGCCAUUGUCAUGUUUAUUUUUAUUUUUUAUACUUUUCUUUCUUCUUAGAACUUAGAUGCCGUCAGCCAAUGUACAUCCCCCCCAACCAGACAGACAGACAAAAAAUUUUUUAUUGCUAAUGGUCUUUUCCAAAAUAACAAAAAAAAAGUAUAUAUUUUUGUUCCAAUGUGCAAUAAAUUCUAACCACUUCUAUGCAAGAUUUGGCCAAACUUCAUAGUUGUUCUUAGGUCUUGAGAUGGGCAGCAGAGCUGUAAAGAUCCUGCUUGGAACAUCAAGUGCUCGUGCUAGUGAUGUCAUGAAGCUACUAGAGCAUCUUAAUGAAAUUUUUCUGAGAUCUGACCCUUUCCCUCCCCCAGAUCCCAAUCCCAGCCCAGCAGGCUAUCUCCUCAGUAACAUAUGAACCCUGGUAUCUAACACCCCUGAGCCAGCUUCAUAGAGAAGAAGCCUCCGCCAACUCUAUUUGAAGUUUCACUUUUUAUUCCCCUCCACUUCUCCUUCACCACUAUCCCUCCACCCGCUCGUUCACUCACUCAUCCACCCUCUUCCACACUUCUUUGGUAGUAAAUGACACCAUCACCAGCAGUUUACACCCGCAGUUAACAGGCAUUGAAUUGAAAGAAUCAAUGAAGAUGUUUGUGUGCGUCUUCACUUGAAUGGGUGAGUGGCAAUGCUUUGCCAAAUACUAACGAAGCCAAUCAAAAAAGCAGCAGCAGCCACAGUAUCACUGCACAUAUAUAUAUAGAUAUAUAAAUAUAAUAUAAAUAUUUAUUUUUUGUAGCCAGGUCCUUGGUGCAGUAUUUAUACUCCACAAUCCACCUUUGAAAAAGGACACAAAGCAAAAAGACAUGUGAUGCUGUUCAUUUAAAAUGCAGAGCCAAAGCCACCGAGCAGCAGCUAAUAAUGUGGUUGCUGGGACGUGUGUGAAAACACUUGCCCCCUUGUCUUUCCUUAAUCUCCUGUUGCUCAAGAUGAGGAGAGUCCCAUGAGCUAGAGUAGAGGGUGAGAGCAAGCAAACUUCCCAAAUCAGUGUGACCUCCUCUCCUUUCCAAGUGACACUUUUAGUAUCCGGAGUUUCCUGGGGGGAUAUUAACCGAAACCCCCAGACAAAUCCUCAGAGGGAACUGAGCCCAGAAUUAAUUUUUCUUUUUCGCCGCAACCAACAUAAAUCUGUAAAAGACCAAUAGUGAAGAUUAGUUUAUUAGUGAAUGCAUGGAGGCCAACGCUGCUCUAAAUGACACGUGAUUAAAAAGUACAUCACUACUAUAAGCCAAAAGGAAACAAAAUAAAAAUUACCCUUUUUACUGUACAAGGGAAGCCUGUCUUGGUGUGUGUUUGUUGCUUGACUAUCCUAAUUCUUGAGUUCUGGGUGGGGUCUGGGAAUUGGGACUUUAGCACGUUUGGGGAUAGGAGGGGAAAGGAAGAGAGUGAAGUCAGAGGGCCUCUGUCUGGGAAAUAGGGAUUGGCAAGAAAAGCAAGGCCCUAACUGUCCCAGGUCUCACUCCCCCAUUGCAUGUGGCAUUCCUUCCCCCUACUGAGCCAGUGCUCAAGGGUCCCCAAAACCCUCCAUCACCAAGCCACUUAGUGGAGCCCCCAAAGAUUAUGUCAGCCAGCCCAGCUGGACUGGACUGCCUUCUUCACCAGAGUGUUUAGGGAGAGAAAAAAAUACCCCAAUGCCCCCAAAGCUAGGGUAUGUAUGAUGCCCACAGCCUCCAUUCUGCUCGCUAAUGCUGGGCCUUGCCCUCCAUCACUCCCACAGAAUAGACCAGCAGACAGGGGCUGGUCUUGUUCACAUCCUUGCAGGGGAGAGGGGCACGCCUCUCCCUCCCUCUCCCUCUCACCCCUCUUUGGGGACAUCCCUCUCUAGGCCAUGUCUCCUGGUUCAGGAACACUCUCUCAGGAGGAUCUUGAAGUGCCCACUCUAGUCCGCUCCAGUGGCUCCACUCUGGAGAGAGAUGGCUGGUAGGUCAGUCCCUGUCCUCCUCCCCACAGCCCUAGCCUCCAGGCUCUCUGGAGGUGAGAUUGCCAUGAGUUUUGACUUUGUGACUUGAGUCCUGGGCAUCUUCUAUAAUGAUGCCUGUUUCUUUUCUCAGAUGUUGCCCAAAGUUUUGCAAAAAGCUACGUUCAUUUUCAGGUACCCCCACCCCCUACAGAAUUGGCUGCGACCAGGCAGCUGGGGGAGGGGGGGACAUCAGGAGAGAAAAGGAAGUCUGAGUUUGGAGAGUCCCAAGGUUUGCACUAGAGCUUGGGUCAGGUUGUUCUGCUCUGUGCUUUCCUGGAUUCCCUUUCUAAGACUCUCAAGAUUUCCUUUGUUCAGACACUCCUGAGGUACCUCCUGCCCCUACCCCCCACUUCUGUUUGCUGUACAUAGAGGCUAAGUGGGGUGGGGUGGGCAGGUGUGCACGUGUGGUGUGUGUGCGUGUGAAGAAUGUAUAUAGGUAAAGGGGAGCGUGGUCCAGCGGUUGGUUCCAGAAAAGGGACAGGACUCCAGUGUUCCAUCCCCAGCUCAACCGUUGGCUCGCUGUGUGGCCUUGGGCAAGUCACUUAACCUCUCUGUGCCUCAGUUUCCCCAUCUGUAAAAUGGGGAUAAUAAUACUGACCUACCUCACAGGGGUGUUGUGAGGCUUUAAUUAAAUGUUUUGUAAAGUGUUUUGAGAUACAGAGGCAAAGGCGCUAGGGAAGGGCAAAGUAUUAUUUGGACUUAAGGAAGAUGAAAUGGUACCAUAAAUGCUGCUAUUUUGAGAGCCAUUUUAAACUGCACUGCUCCAACCACCCCCGCUUCUCAUCACCAGGACAGCAGGUCGAGAAAAUGUCUUUCCUUUCACUUGCUUCUGGGGUUUGUGAUUAUUCUAGAUACUUUUAUUUCUUUUUUUCCUUGCUGUAUCUCCUUCCUUCACCCCCUCGACUUGUUCCCUGUUCCGUUUAUGCGGAAAUGGCAGAAAUGCUUGAAAAAUGAGAAUGUAUAAGUGGGUUGGAAGUUUAUAGUCUGAAAUUUCAAUUUUACUUUGUACUGUACAUCUUUUUACUUUAGAAUUUGCAAUAAAGGGUUACGUCAAUCUUGUUUUCAACUCUC
Molecule: messenger RNA, 11572 nt
Organism: Elephantulus edwardii (Cape elephant shrew)
Lineage: Eukaryota; Metazoa; Chordata; Mammalia; Macroscelidea; Macroscelididae
Gene: SCN8A
Product: sodium channel, voltage gated, type VIII, alpha subunit
Exons: 27
Coding region: 176-6118 (1980 amino acids)
Biological process (GO): neuronal action potential; membrane depolarization during action potential; sodium ion transmembrane transport
Cellular component (GO): voltage-gated sodium channel complex; axon; plasma membrane
Molecular function (GO): voltage-gated sodium channel activity; protein binding
Source: RefSeq, a predicted model, not a curated record